This is a messenger RNA of Thamnophis elegans (Western terrestrial garter snake), 3668 nucleotides long. RefSeq names its product homeobox A3 (gene HOXA3). NCBI's taxonomy places the organism in Eukaryota, Metazoa, Chordata, Lepidosauria, Squamata, Natricidae. Gene Ontology annotation, cellular component: nucleus. Bases 18 to 1271 code for a protein of 417 amino acids. The record is from RefSeq and is a predicted model, not a curated record. The transcript has 2 exons. Gene Ontology annotation, biological process: regulation of transcription by RNA polymerase II. Gene Ontology annotation, molecular function: DNA-binding transcription factor activity, RNA polymerase II-specific; RNA polymerase II cis-regulatory region sequence-specific DNA binding.
UAUUGGGAAACAACGAAAUGCAAAAAGCGACCUACUACGACAGCUCUGCGAUCUAUGGAGGCUAUCCCUACCAAGGAGCAAAUGGUUUCGCUUACAAUGCUAGUCAGCAGCAAUAUCCUCCACCUUCUGCUUCUGGGCUGGUGGAAACUGAGUACCAUCGACCUGCAUGUUCUUUGCAGUCUCCCGCCGGCACCAACAGCACUGUGUCCCAUCACAAGGCCAAUGAAAUCAGCGAGAGUUGUAUGAGGACCAUCCCCAGCCAGUCUCUCCAGCCCCCAACCCUACCAGAACAGCCCCAGCAACAGCCUCCGACCCAGCAGGCACCACCACUGCCCCCUCCUCCUCCCCCCUCCGUGUCGCCACCUCAAAAUGCCACUGCCAACAGCACCCCUUCCAAUGCCACAAAGAGCUCCAUCCUGAACUCACCUACCAUGUCCAAACAAAUCUUUCCCUGGAUGAAAGAAUCUCGGCAAAACACCAAGCAGAAAAACAGCAGCUCCAGUUCAGGUGAGAGUUGUGCUGGUGAUAAAAGCCCCCCAGGGCAAGCUUCUUCUAAAAGAGCUCGCACAGCUUACACCAGUGCCCAGCUGGUAGAACUGGAAAAGGAGUUCCACUUCAAUAGAUACCUUUGCAGGCCAAGAAGGGUAGAGAUGGCUAACCUCCUAAAUCUCACUGAAAGACAAAUCAAAAUAUGGUUUCAGAAUCGCAGGAUGAAAUACAAAAAGGAUCAGAAGGGCAAAGGCAUGAUGACCUCUUCCGGAGGACAAUCCCCAAGCAGAAGUCCUGUCCCUCCAGCUGCUGGAGGCUACCUGAAUUCUAUGCAUUCCCUCGUCAACAGUGUUCCAUAUGAGCCCCAGUCACCGCCAUCUUUCAGCAAGACCCAUCCGAAUACCUAUAGCAUCACUACAUCCUAUUCGGCUCCUAUCAAUAACUGCCCUCCUCCUCAAAAGAGGUACGCCGGAACUGCAGCAGUGACUCCUGAAUACGACCCCCACUCUCUUCAAGGCAAUGGUUAUGGCAAUCCGCAUAUACAGGGAAGCCCCGUCUAUGUUGGGGGCAAUUAUGUGGAUACCAUGGGAAAUUCAGGACCAUCUAUUUUUGGUCUAACUCAUCUCCCUCAUCCAUCCUCUGCCAAUAUGGACUAUAGUGGGGCAAUGGGCAACAACCAUCAUCACGGACCUUGUGAUCAGCACCCAACAUACACAGAUCUUACUUCUCACCAUCCUUCUCAGGGAAGAAUUCAGGAAGCACCCAAACUGACCCAUCUGUAAUGUAACAUUGGUUAUACAGUGAGUCUUAAAAGCUUCCCAAGUUUUUUUUUAAAGAAAUUGGGGGGGGGGACCCAACUUUUAAUCCCCCCCACUGCGCUACCCAAUACAAACAGUUUUAUUUGCUUUUGGGUUUUAUUCUGAUGUGUUUUCCUUUUGGUAAAAUGCGUUUUCCAGUCUAUGUGACGUAGCAAUAUUUGUUGCUUGAAUUGCUCUCUAGUUUCAAUAGUGGAUAUUUAUCUUCUUGAACUCUUGCCUUGUGAUCUUGCUUUGAGAGUAUACAUAGGCUUUAUACUCUUACCUUUGACUCUUUUAUCAAAACAGGGUAUUAUGAACAAAUUUUCUAUACAGACAGUUCUUAAAUGUGAAUUUGUUCCUACAAAAUCAAUCCCAUCUGGGAAACAUUUUUUAUUUUAAUUGCACUUCUUUUAGAUAAUAAGAAAAAGGGCGCUUGAACAGGGGCUCCUGAGCAAAAUGAUUAAUACGUGUACGUCUUUAAUCGUGUGUAUGCUGGUGAACUUUCAGAUUUAUUUAUAUUUUUUGGAAUAAUCUAAGUGUUUAAAUUUUUUAUUUAUCCCCAUCUGUUCAUAUUUAUAUAUAUGAAGAUAUUAAAAAUAAACUUCUUUACCCUGAGUAUUCAGGAAAUAUUGACUGGCUGUAUGUUCAAUGGCAUACAAAGAGAAUAUCAUUUGAAAAAGGAACCAGAAUUCUUUUAUUUUUUAAAAAUAAAUAAUGCAAUAAAAUAUGGAAAACAACACAUCAAAGUAGGAAAGUAAUGGAGAUCUAUAGAUAAUCUAAUUAGAAAACGGGUAAACUGGGAUCUGAUAACAAAGGAUCAUGGUUUUGUUUUCAAAAGGCACUUCUUAAAACUAACUUACUAAAUAAAAGCUUUUAUUCUGAGUAAUAGAAAUUUAUGAUAAAUCAUUUGAAUGCCACCCUCCAGUCCGAAUCCAAAGACAAAAGGAGCGAGUAAAAGAACAUCGGGAACGAUUGAGCCCCCUGAGUUUUAAAUGCACGGCCAAGCUUUUAAAUCCGCUUCCCAGACCUCUCUUCCUUCUGACUGGACUUUUAAAGCUGCCAAAAUUUUAAGUAUUUCCAGAAGGUAGGCGCUCUUCUCUGUCGCCUUAAUAUCGAACAAAGCCUCCUCCAGCACCAUCAAGGCUGGUCGAGCAAGCGUUCUGGUGGUUCGCGUUUGACUCCAGACCCAGAGACAGAGUAAUUUUCCUGAGUCAGCGCUUGCCUGGCGACCUCCCCAAAGAAGAGCCGCACUAUACAUGGCGCUUAAACUGUUCCAAGCUGGAAAAGAUCCUGAUUUCUGACCGUGGCUGAUUGUCGGCAUCUCUCUUUGCAGAUUUGUUUUUUUGUCCAAGGUGGUCUCAGUCUCUCGUCUUGUCCACGGCUGUUCUCUUCAAAGUGGUGGACUCUGCUCCAAGCUAGCGAGCUGGGGGAGAAACAAAGGCUGUUUCUGGAGGAGCCUCUUCUUCGAAAGAAGAAGCUCAGGUGCUUCAACAUUUCUCUGGAGGCCGCAGGCUGCCCGGCUGCAGGCUGUUUUCCCCUGUUGGCUGGGGAGGCUCUCGAUUUCUUCUCGCCUCCGCGCGAGGGGAAACGAUCGGAGCUUGUUUUACCCGCACGCUUUGCCCCACGGGACAAAAUGGACAAUCGAGAAACGGUGGUGGGCAAGUCUCGUUGUUUUCCUAAAGAGAACGAAACUGAAUUAAGAGUCCGUGGACUUAAAACGAGCGUGUGGGCUCAUGUUUGGUAUGGCAUGGAUUCAAAGCACAUUUGUUUACAGGCAUAUACAAUUUAUCAUCCCAGUAAUGAAGAAACGGAUUCCGCGACAAUAAAUCUGUUCGCGAAGCGACGUGGUCAGCUUUGAAAGAGCUAAACCUUAUAGUUCCCCUCCACCAACUAGGCUGCUUCCCCUCUCUGGCUACAGGAAUUGCGGAAUUGUUAUCAUUCCCGCACAUCUUGUUAAUCUAAUUUCCUUUCACAUCCCAAUCUUUCUCAUUCUUUCUAGAAGGGGUUAGGGGGAGGGGGAGAAUAGAAAAAAUCAUUUAUAUAAUAUAGGUGAAUGUAUAGAACCCCUCCCACUCAUAAAUACAUACGCAUACACAAUUUCUAAACAAGCUUUUGAUGCAGCCCUACCAGAUCCUUUCUGUCCCUCAAAUACAUCUGUGCUAACAAACAUGGAGAAUCCAUAGAUGGAACCAUUCCCCCCACCUUUAUUUCCAAACAUAGAAAACAUGUAAUUUUAACACGGGGUUUAUUGCCUGUCUUGAAUUUGUUUAGGAAGACCUCAGUAUGUAUAUGUAUAUGUAUAUGUAUAUGUAUAUGGGGGAUAUGCCACCGUAUGAUCUGGUUAUUUUGUUUAAUCUCAAUAAAUUUGCCAUCAUAUUGGUU